Thyridium curvatum is the source of this 966-nucleotide messenger RNA. RefSeq lists its product as uncharacterized. Gene Ontology annotation, molecular function: RNA polymerase II cis-regulatory region sequence-specific DNA binding; DNA-binding transcription activator activity, RNA polymerase II-specific. Gene Ontology annotation, biological process: regulation of transcription by RNA polymerase II. The transcript has 2 exons. Bases 1 to 966 code for a protein of 321 amino acids. Gene Ontology annotation, cellular component: nucleus. The record is from RefSeq and is a predicted model, not a curated record. Lineage: Eukaryota; Fungi; Ascomycota; Sordariomycetes; Thyridiales; Thyridiaceae.
AUGGCCUCCUUGACGAAUGCUUCUCGCUCCCUGAACUACCCCCAAAACGCGCCCUUUCCAGGACGAGAGCCGCAGUCCCCCCAUGGCCUUCCAGCACCGCCUUACUCGGGAGACGUACCGGCCUUCCCGACUUCCAUCCCGAAUGGCGGAUCUCACUCGCUGGCUUCUCAGCAGCUUAGACAUCCGUCGAUGCGUCCUCAAUCCACCAUGUCCCCCUCGUCAACGCAGCCGCCUACAAGCGGCAUCUCGGCGCCCUUGAUGAGCGACUACCGCUCUCCCACGACCCCGGGCUUCCCGUCGUUUGAGCCCUCGCCUUCAGCGCCCCUCCAGUCGCCCUACUCCUUCGGCACCCACCCUUCAUCCAUGCAGCCCUCGCCGACGAGCUCUGGACCCGCGUCGCGCUCCGGCCUCGCGGCGCCCCUGCACCACAUGCAGGCCGGCGGCGGCAUGCCGACGCCCGUGCAGUACGGCGGCGGCAGCCUGCCCAGGCCGGGCUACUCGUACCAGAGCCAGAUGCCCGUCAUGUCCAACAUCGGCAACCCGGGCGGCCACAUGUCGCUGCUCAACGGCUCCAUGGCGGGCGGCGCUGGCGGCGGCGGCGCCCCGAGGGGCUACCCGUUCGCGCCGCCCGGCCACCACGGCUACCACGUGGCGCACCACCAGGGCCCGCAGAGCCACCACCAGGAGCGCCCCUUCAAGUGCGACAUCUGCGCGCAGGCCUUCAACCGGAACCACGACCUCAAGCGCCACAAGCGCAUCCACCUGGCGGUCAAGCCCUUCCCGUGCAACAACUGCGACAAGAGCUUCAGCAGGAAGGAUGCUUUGAAGAGGCAUCGCCUUGUCAAGGGCUGCAGAGAACCCGGCAAUGAGAACAGCGGCGACGAAGCUGGAUCCUCCGGCCUUCGGUCUGGGAGCGCGAAUGAUGGAAGCGUCUCGCCGCAGCCCGGAUCCGAAUCAACGAACUGA